Molecule: messenger RNA, 5426 nt
Organism: Gadus chalcogrammus (walleye pollock)
Lineage: Eukaryota; Metazoa; Chordata; Actinopteri; Gadiformes; Gadidae
Gene: elapor1
Product: endosome-lysosome associated apoptosis and autophagy regulator 1
Exons: 22
Coding region: 1859-4687 (942 amino acids)
Biological process (GO): autophagosome assembly; positive regulation of vacuole organization
Cellular component (GO): trans-Golgi network; extracellular exosome; late endosome
Source: RefSeq, a predicted model, not a curated record
AACAGCAACCAUGGACAUAGCGCAUUUCGGUUAUUUUUUUAUCUGGCAUUUAUUUGCUCAUAUCAAUGCAGAAUUGCCUUUAUGUAAAGAGGUAAGAUGAUAACAAUAAUAACUUUCUCCAUGUUUUGCAUUUGUUUAAUAUUGUUCUGCAUGAACAAGGCACACAACUGUAAAACGGUCAUAUAGCAUGUGUGAUAGAAAGACCCUUUUUUGUAAUGUGUUCUCAUUAAAUUUUCAAAGGCAAUUGACUGCAACUUAGCAUAAUAGGUAAGUCUUGUUUUUAGGCCUAUGUUGGAACUCAAAUUGAACAAUAUCAGAUGUAAUAUGUGAGAAUGAGCAAGAAUGAGCCUAUUACUGUAGGGAUAUUAAAGUUUGAAUUUAAUAUUCUGUUUUGUCGUAUUACAGCAUGUAAAAACCCUCUGAAAUACCAUGGCCUUAGCCCACAUACACAUACACACAUUUUCUGUUUGAAGUAGGACAAAAAAAAAAGCUAAGACACAGCUGUGUCUUAAAUAUCCUUGCUUUAAUGUUUUACUUUAAGGUUUCUUAUUAUAUUUUACCUAGAAUAUAUGUCAUUUUCUAAAAGGGUUCCUGAAAUAUAGUUAUUUGGCUGAAAGGGGCUUGUUUAAAAUUCUACAUAAUAGGUGACACAUGUGGGAAAUGAACAUAUGUUUGUGUUCUGCAAUCUAUGGACUAUCAUGACUGCUUGGUUUGGUGAAGUGGGUCUGGACGAUUUCAUCCAUACUUUGAAAAUAAGUAUAGUCGUGAGGAAUCAUUUUGACGUUGAGGUCAAGCCACUAUAUAUGGAUUCACAAACAUUGUUUUAAAAUCAUUGUGUCAACCAAAUAUGGUACUAUACUGUUUUCUACCAGACUUGUAACUCCUAGUUGUAACACCUAAGGUACAAUGCAGUACUUAUCUGGUAACCUCCUUCUAAAUAUUUGCAUUAUAACGGCUGUAUUUGAUAAAAUAGUAGACUUCGUUAUGGCAGAACGUUUAUGGCAGACAGAUACUGUGUCGAGGCUUAUCUGCAUGGUAAUGACGCAAAAGGCACUCUAUGGCAACUCUAGCGCCUGCAUUUCAAGGUGAGUGAGCUUAGAAGUGAAAUGUCAGCAAGCAUAGCGGGCAGCAGCUGCUCCCCCAGGUAAAUGGGUUCUCUGCCACCAGAACUUACUUGACCAUGAGCUGAUCCCAAUGUCCCGUUACCCUGGUUUCCUCAUGUUUGUUAAUAGCAAGCGGUUGGGCUGUGAGCGCAUAUUCCUAUUCUUAUUCCUGUUUUCUAUUCAUAUUGAUCGCUGGCUCCUGGGGACGUGGACCCCUUGGGUAAGGAGAUACCGUGGGCCCAUGCUAAUGAAGCAGCACUGAUCAGAAACACAGAGCUGCCUACUGCUGAUGCAUUUUAGUCAACUAUUAAACUGUUCAUCCCACGUGGUUUGAACUGGCCUUGGGGUAUGGCUUUAAUACCAACAGCAAGGUAAUGCCAGGCUGUCAGUGACAACAUCUUAGCUCAAUCCAUCCGCCUACUCCGCAAUUAUAAAGGAUUCAUACAGUAACAUAAACAUUUUGGGUGGGGUGUUGUUUGUUAAUGAGCCACUGUUACUGCGUCUCAAAGCGGCGUUGUAGUGUUUGUUGUCUCUCCGUGGAACGGCCGCGUUUCUACAACAACUCUGAGGUGACAUGUUGACCAAAGGACUGGUUCACAAACAACAUCUCCCCCUGACUCAUUCAGUAAACCCUGGAGGGAUUUAGGUAGAACAGAUGUCAUUCCUUGAUUAGAGAAUAGAAGAAGGACUUAUCGGGACAACUGGUGAGGCGGCUUUCUUGGUCGGACUACCACUUUGAGUACACAGAGUGUGAUAUGCACCAGUCCAGGUGGAGAGUGGCUGUCCCAAACAAGCUCGAUACGUGUACAGGACUCCCUGAUCCAGUGAAAGGCACCCACUGCACCUUCUCGUGCAUGGACGGGGAGUUCCUGGAGAUGAGCAGCCAGAGCUGCCAGAAGUGCGCGGGGGGGAGCUACUCUCUUGGCACGGGGGUGGCCUUCGAUGAGUGGGACAGUCUGCCGGCAGGCUUCGUCACGCACGGCAUCAGCAUCGACGAUGACUCCCAGACCAACUGCUCCAAGUCCUCGUGGGUUCCCAUGGGGGAUCACAUAGCCUCAAACGUAGAUGAGUGCACCACCACCUUGUCCUUUGCUGUGAACCUCAAGAAAGCCGGAACCGUCUCCUUUGAAUAUCUAUACCCCGACAACAACAUCUACUUUGAGUUCUUCGUUCAGAACGACCAGUGCCAGUCCACGGACACAGAGAGCCGGUUUGUGAAGCUUUCCGACGCCGACUGGAGUCAGUAUAAUGUUAAACUAAACCAAGGCACCAACGUCCUGUACUGGAGAACCACAGCCUACGCUCUGCAGGAAACCUCUGUCAAAUCGGUUCUGUUGAAGAACAUCGCCAUCUCAGGGGUGGCCUACACAUCAGAGUGCUUCCUCUGCAAGCCGGGCACCUACAGUGCUAAGCUAGGGUCCGCGCGCUGUAACCCCUGCCCUGCAGACUCCUACUCCAACAAGGGUGCGACCGUGUGCCACCAGUGUGACACGGACGCAUACGCCGAGGCCGGUUCGGGGAGUUGCAAAGCGAGACCUGCAUGUACAAACAGUGACUACUUCUACACUCACACCCCGUGUGACUACAGCAGACAGACCCAGAUUAUGUACAAGUGGAUGGAGCCAAAGAUCUGCAGUGAGUCUGUCCCUGGAGCUGUCACUCUUCCCGCCUCUGGCCAGCUGACCGCCUGCCCUCCCUGUAACCCGGGCUUCUUCCUCACCAACACCUCCACCUGCCAGCCCUGCUCCGAUGACUUCUACUCCAACGGAACAGAUUGUGCGAAAUGUCCCGCUGGUACGGAGCCUGUGGUCGGCUUUGAGUACAAAUGGUGGAACACCAUGCCCAGCAACAUGGCGAGCUAUGCCUUGCGCCACGAAUAUACCUUCAACAUGGAGGAGAGCACAGGGUGGGAGGUGGCCGGAGACUACAUCUACACCGUGCCAGGAGAGCAGGACUCAGACUUUCUGGUCCUGACACUCAGUGUCCCGGGAUACAGGCUGCCUCCAUCCUCUGCCAAAGACGAGGAAGCGACCGAGCUGUCUCGGAUCACCUUCGUCUUCGAGACAACGUGCACCGCCGACUGCAUGCUGGACUUCCUGGCGGGGUACAGCAAGAUGAAUCAGCACAUUGUGGAGAAGUGGCACGGCACCACGGGCAAGCAGUCCUACUCCUACGUGGUCCAGGACAACAUCACCACCAGCUUCACCUGGGCCUUCCGACGCAUGCAGUCGCAUGGCACGAGGAACCACACGAGCGACGUGGCCAAGAUCUACUCCGUCCUGGUCACCAACGCCGUCGACGGCGUGGCCUCCCGUUGUCGCCAGUGUGCGACGGGGUCGUCGGACCUCUCCGCCUGCGUGCCCUGCCCGCCCGGACACUACAUGGUCAACGGCACGGGCGUGUGUGAGAGCUGCCCACCCAACACCAUCAUCAGGCCCCAGCAGACGGUGGGGAGGGAGGCCUGCGUGCCCUGCGGACCCAACACCUCCACCAACCAGGCCCGCUCAGCCUGCGUCAGCGACUGUACCCUACAUGUGAACAGCGGAGCAGGCCAGCACCUGCUCUACAACUUCUCCUCCCUGGCCAACCUCACAGGCUUCAGGAGCAGCCCCCGCUUCACCAGCCGAGGCCUGCGAUACUUCCAGCACUUCCACCUCGGGCUGUGUGGGAAAGAGGACAGACAGCUGGCCGUGUGUGUGGACAACGUGACGGAGCAGCGGAGGGAGGUGAGAGGCUACGCCUGCCAGUCCAUGGUGGUCCCUUCCGACACCAGGGGCCAGGGACUGGUCUCCUCCCAGCCCUUUGUGAUCGCCGACAUGUUGCUGGGAGUGACCACAGAAAAUUCCCUGGAUCACAUUUCUUCUCUGGAAAACAUGUUCCCUGUGAACAUCGGUCUGCCUGAUGUCAUAUUUUAUUACAGGGCCAGUGAGACAACGCAGGCUUGUAAACAGGGCCGAUCGACCACGAUCAGAAUGAGAUGUGAUCCUACUGUGACAGCCAGCCACCAAAUCUCUCUACCCAGUGCCUGUCCGGAGGGGACGUGCAACGGCUGCUCCUUCCACUUCUUGUGGCGGAGCCAGUUUGCAUGUCCACUCUGCACCUCAGACCACUACAGAGAGAUCGUCAGCGCAUGUGUCCAAGGAAUACAGAGAACGACCUAUGUGUGGCAGCAGCCCCUGCAGUGUUACGCUGGGGUUUCCCUGCCAGCACAGCGAGUCAAUGCCUGCGUGAGCCUGGAUUUCUGGCUUAAGUUUGGUGUUUCCAUGGGAACAGUGGCUGCUUUGCUGCUUAUCGGGGUGAUCUGUUACUUCUGGAAGAGGGCGCGCAAGCUGGAGUUCAAGUACUCCAUGCUGAUGACUGCUGGAGACAAAGAGGAGUGUGAGCUCCCGGCGGCCGACAGCUGUGCCAUCAUGGAGGGGGAGGACGCUGAGGACGACCUCAUCUACCUCACCAAGAAGUCCUUCUUCCACAAGGCCAAGAGAGGUUACUCCAGAGAGAGGACUUCAGAUGGAUUUGAUUCGGUUCCACUGAAGUCAUCUGCAUCGAGCCUGCUGAGAAACGAAGAGGACAUGGAUGAGUGCUGAAUAAGAGAAACAAGCAGAACCUGUUCUUCAGACCACAUUGAGCAGGCUUUGCGUGGGUGGUUUCUAAUAAACGGUAGAGUUGCAUCUCUAGGGGAUGGCUCAAAAAGGUCAAAGAUGAGACAAUCUAAAACAAUGUCACAAUACUUGAGAAAGUGUAGGAUUUUUAUUUUAUUUAUUGUUUUUUUGUGUUUUUCUGCCUGACGAAAUUUGUAUUAUUUCAAAAGAGUGUUACAUGUGCCAAAACCUGUAAUAUCCAACAUAAUAUCUUCAAUACAAAAGUAGACCUAUCUGUAUUGGGGUAUAAUGUACUUUAGAUUUGAUAGACCUCACAUAAACUACACGUUUAUGUUGGACAAUUGUCUCGAACUGUACGUUUAAUGAUUUAAUAUUUGAAAUGUUCACCUAUAGGCCGACUGUGAAGAUGUCGGUAGUCCUAUGUGUGAUAUAGUGUUUUAGAUUCGGCUAUGACAUCCUAUCUGCCUUUGAUACAAUGUUGUAACCGUUUUUUUUUUAAGUUUCCAUUAUUUGUAUUUUAUGAACCAUAAAAAUUGUCUUUAUAAAAAACUGAAUGUCCUUCCUCAUACAUGUCAUCUCAAUUGUUUCCUCGUUCCAAUUCACCUUGUAGGCUGUUUUAUGAGUACAUGUUAAUUAGGCCUACUUUUUUUACACGGCUCCAUGAAUCAUUAGUCGAAGCCAAUAAUUAACAUGUAUUUUUAACUAUUGUGAUUAACCAAACAAU